Molecule: messenger RNA, 1526 nt
Organism: Styela clava
Lineage: Eukaryota; Metazoa; Chordata; Ascidiacea; Stolidobranchia; Styelidae
Product: integrin alpha-11-like
Source: RefSeq, a predicted model, not a curated record
GAACAUAUGAUUUAUUAGACAAUAAAUGUAUACUUUCAAAUAAUACAAAUGAAACAUGGCCUUCAAAGAAAUGAAACGUUUUCUCUUGUUGGCAAUUUAUUGCUCAGUAUUAAUACAAAUUGAUGGAUACAAUAUUGAAACGCAUUCCGAUACAUUGAAAUCGUUUGUGCAUCAAAUUCGUGAAGACGAUGUGGUUUCGGAAAUAGGUGAUAAGCGAUUUUUUGGAUAUACGUUUGAAACCGGGAGAAUCAACAUUGAAGAACAGGAUAUAGUGUCUAUGAUGAUUGCAGCCCCAUUAGAACAUGUGUUAGCAGACACAACAACAGAGGAGCCUGACGGGAAUGGCGAAGCAAUACCGGUGCUAAAAGCAGCAGUCACUUACACCAAAUCUACAGGAGUUUUAUAUAACUGUGGUAUGAUGGUGAAUAAUUUUCAAAAUAUGUCUACAUCUAUAAAUGUUCUGAACUGUAGCAAUAAGCAACCGUUUCAACGAUCAUUGUCAGGAUUUGAUCUUGCUGAUAAUGAUACACUUGGAAUAUCGAUGACUUCGGAUAGUAGCAAAUCAGCAAAAAUUACAUCAGACAUGCCUAAGGACCGAAUGGUGGCUUGUGCCCACCUUCGGGCUCACAACUGCGGUGAAUCAUACAAAGCUGAAGGUACAUGUUAUGUUUCAAACGUGGAACCUGGACGUGGGGAUGGACGAUAUUCUGUCGAAUGGAAUGAAAAAACACCAUGCAGACAAAGCUGUUUUGAAAAAAGCAUAGACUUGAUGUUUCUUGUGGAUGGAUCUGAAUCAAUAACGAAAAAAAGAUUCGAAACUGUUAAAGAUUGGGUCAUAGAUGUAGCUGCUGGAUUUGAUAUAAGCGAAGAAGUACAAAUUGGAGUGGUGCAAUAUUCUCACUGGUGGAGAGAUAGGAAGAAUCAGAAAUGGUUAAGAACCGAAAUACCACUCGGUGAACACCAUGAUCAUGCUUCAUUUGCAAAGGCUGUUCGAAAUAUAUCGUAUCAUGGCUUUACAACAUACACUGCGCAUGCAAUCGAAAAAACUGUUCGGGACGAUUUCAAUGGACUAAGAAGCCGAUAUCCACAAGCAAGAAGAGUUAUGAUUCUUCUCACUGAUGGGAACUCUACAGAUAAAGAGAGUUUGCCUUCAGCAGUCAGGUAUGCAGAAUCAGAAGGUGUGACGUCAUUUGCUGUCGGGGUUAAAGGUUACGUGCUAGGCGAACUGGAACUCAUUGCCGGAGCGCGGGAAAGAGUAAUCACCGUAGAUGAUUUUGAUCAACUUUUGGGAAUCGUAUCAAGAAUUCAGCAGGGAAUACAAGUUAUGGAAGGAAAUACCAACAGCAACAUUACAAAUGAUUUGAUGCAAUGCCAGGCAGGAAUUUCAUCCGACCUCUCUCUUGUAAGUAUUCAAGCCAACAAGGCAUCACUGGGCAGUAAUUUCCCUAUUCCCUAAAUUGGGAAACAUCCUUCUUAAAUGAAAAGAUAGGGAGCAUGCUGCCACUGGGCCUCGUUUAAAACAUUGG